Molecule: messenger RNA, 7526 nt
Organism: Solea solea (common sole)
Lineage: Eukaryota; Metazoa; Chordata; Actinopteri; Pleuronectiformes; Soleidae
Gene: tncb
Product: tenascin Cb
Exons: 22
Coding region: 427-5793 (1788 amino acids)
Molecular function (GO): protein binding
Source: RefSeq, a predicted model, not a curated record
AGGCUGAAUGGGUGGGGGGCAUUUCACAGAGCAGUAGGUGGGAGUGGAGUCUGACCGCAGAGGGUCCACUGUUUAAGAGAAAGGGAACUCUCUCACUCUCUCUCUCUCUCUCACUCACUCACUCUCUCACUCACUCUCUCUCUCUCUCUCUCUCUCUCCUCAGUGGCUGCACAUCAGCCGGCUCUGAAGGUUCAGACUCCAGUAAACACUCAGAGAGGGAAGAUGACAGAGCUGUCGGAGCUCUGAGACACACACACACACAUUAGAAGUGAGAAGACUCUUCACCAUCACUGCUGCUGCUGCUGCUGCUGCUGCUGCUGCUGCUCGGUGGAGACUGUAAUCUGUGUGUGAGGACUGGUCAGACCUGAAUAGACGUCUCCGUUCCAGCUGCUACUUCACCAGAGGCUGCAGAGCCAGCGUGUCAUCAUGUGGACGAAAGGCUUUCUUCUGGGCUUCGCCACCGUGGUCCUAGUGUUCCAGCUCUCCACGGCCGGCCUGGUGAAGGUCCUCCGCCACCGCAGAGAGGCUCUGAUGCCCAAGAAAACCCAGGAGAACCUCACCCUGCCCCACCCCGACCAGCCGGUGGUGUUCAACCAUGUCUACAACAUCAAUGUCCCCUCCACGUCCCUCUGCUCCGUGGACCUGGACUCACCGGGAGCCACAGAGGUCAAACCAAGAACCCAUGCCCCGAUGAACGUGCAGAACGAGGAGCACAUUGAGCACACGGUCGACGGAGACAAUCAGAUCGUUUUCACCCACCGCAUCAACAUCCCCAAGCAGACGUGCAACUGCAACAACCAGGUGCCGGACAUGAAGGACAUCCUGAACAGGCUGGAGAUGCUGGAGGCCGAGCUGUCCAGUCUGAGGGAGCAGUGCAGCAGCGGCACAGGAUGCUGUGGAGCUCAGGUUACAGGCGAAGUCGUCACAAAGCCGUACUGCAACGGUCGUGGGAACUGGAGCAGUGAAACCUGCACCUGUACAUGUGAACCCGGGUGGAAAGGCCCCAACUGCACCGAACCCGAGUGUCCCAACGAUUGCCAGGACCAGGGUCGCUGCUUGGAUGGCAAAUGCGAAUGCUUUGAGGGCUUCGGCGGCGACGACUGUGCUGUGGAACUCUGUUUGCUCGACUGUGGCGACUACGGCCACUGCGUCGAGGGCUCCUGCCUCUGUGAGGAAGGCUUCCUCGGUAUUGACUGCUCCCAGACCAACUGCCUCAACAACUGUCUCGGCCGCGGACGCUGCAUAGAGGAUGAGUGUGUCUGCGACGAGCCGUGGACGGGCUUUGACUGCUCCGAACUCAUCUGCCCCAAUGACUGCUACGACCGGGGACGCUGCAUCAACGGCACCUGCUACUGUGACGAAGGCUUCACCGGGGAAGACUGCGGCAAUCUCACGUGUCCCGGUGACUGCAACAGUCGUGGCAUGUGCGUGAAUGGCCUGUGCAUGUGCCAGACUGGCUACAGCGGAGAGGACUGCUCAAAGCUCACGUGUCCGUCAGACUGCAAUGAGAAAGGCCACUGCUUCAACGGGAAGUGCAUCUGUGAUCCAGGGUUCGAGGGCGAAGACUGCUCCAUCCUUUCAUGCCCUGACAACUGCAGCAACAGGGGGCAGUGCAUUAAUGGAGAAUGUGUCUGCGACAUUGGGUACCAAGGCGAAGACUGUAGCGAGAUCUCCUGCCCUAACAACUGCCACGACCGCGGCCGCUGUGUCGACGGACUGUGCAUAUGCGACAAGGGAUUCGCUGGAGAGGACUGCAGCGUCAAAACCUGUCCUAAAGAUUGCCUGGGACGCGGUGAAUGCAUUGACGGCAAGUGCGCAUGCUUUGCUGGUUUCGCGGGUAAAGACUGCAGCGAGCUGACCUGUCCCAACGACUGUCUGGACCGCGGCCACUGCGUGAAUGGACAAUGUGUUUGUCACAAAGGCUUCACCGGUGAGGACUGCAGCGAGCUGACCUGUCCUAACGACUGCCAGGACAAUGGCCGCUGCGUGAAUGGACAAUGUGUUUGUCAUAAAGGCUUCACGGGCGAGGACUGCAGCGAGAAGACGUGUCCCAACAACUGUAAGGACAAUGGCCGCUGCGUGAACGGACAAUGUGUUUGUCAUAAAGGAUUCACCGGCGAGGACUGCAGCGAGAAGACGUGUCCCAACAACUGUAAGGACAAUGGCCGCUGCGUGAACGGACAAUGUGUUUGUCAUAAAGGCUUCACCGGCGAGGACUGCAGUGAGAAGACGUGUCCCAACAACUGUAAGGACAAUGGCCGCUGUGUGAAUGGACAAUGUGUUUGUCAUAAAGGCUUCACCGGCGAGGACUGCAGCGAGAAGACGUGUCCCAACAACUGUCAGGACAACGGCCACUGCGUGAAUGGACAAUGCGUUUGUCAUAAAGGCUUCACUGGGGAGGACUGCAGCGAGAAGACGUGUCCUAACAACUGUCAGGACAACGGCGACUGCGUGAACGGACAAUGUGUUUGUCAUAAAGGCUUCACUGGGGAGGACUGCAGUGAGAAGACGUGUCCCAACAACUGUCUCGACAGAGGUUUCUGUGUCGAUGGCAACUGUGUGUGCUACGAGGGUUUCACAGGAACGGACUGCUCCGUGCUGACCUGCCCGGGCGACUGCCAGAACCAGGGACGCUGUGAGAACGGACUGUGUAUCUGUGACGAGGGCUUCAUCGGAGAGGACUGUUCUGAAGUCUCACCGCCCAAGGACCUGAAGGUGGUGGAGGUCACCCCCGAGACCGUGGACCUGUCCUGGGAGAAUGAGAUGCGUGUGACUGAGUACCUGAUCACCUACGUCCCCACGGCACCAGGGGGCCUGGAGCUGGACAUGCGGGUCCCCGGAGACCAGAAGAUGGCCACAAUCCGGGAGCUGGAACCUGGCAUCGAGUACCUGGUCAACGUCUUUGCGAUUCUCAGCAACAAGAGGAGCGUUCCUGUCAGUGCCCGAGUGGCGACGCAUCUGCCUGAGCCUGAAGGACUCAAGUUCAAGUCAGUGAGGGAGUCGUCCGUGGAGGUGCAGUGGGAUCCACUGAACAUUCCCUUUGACGGCUGGAACCUCAUCUUCAGGAACACGAAAGAGGAGGAAGGUGAGAUUCUGAACGCGCUCGGUCGUCCAGAGACCACCUUUGAGCAGUCGGGCCUGGGACCCGGCCAGGAGUACGAGGUCAAGCUGGAGGUGGUGAAGAACAAGAAGCGUGGGCCGCCGGCAUCCAAGAACAUCGUCACAAGAAUCGACGCUCCCAGCCGCGUGGACGUACGCGACGUGACGGACACCACCGCCCUGGUGACCUGGUUCCAGCCCGUGGCUCACGUGGAAGGCGUGAGCGUCUCGUACGGACCGAGCUCGGAUCCCAGCGACCGCAGCGUGGUGGAGCUGAGCAACACCGACACCCAGUAUCACCUGGGAGGCCUCGCUCCCGACACCCACUACGAGGUUUCCCUGACGGCGCGGCUGGGAGACAGAAGCAGCAUUCCCGUGUACGAGUCCUUCCUCACAGACCUGGACGCACCCAGAGACCUGCAGACGGUGGAGCUGACCGACGAGACCAUCACCCUGGAGUGGACCAACAGUCACGCGCAGGUGGACAACUACCGCAUCAAGUACGGAACGCUGUCCGGAGGCGAACACGGAGAACUGCUCUUCACUGCGGGACCGAAGGAAACCACGCAGGCCAAGAUCACCGGCCUGAGACCCGGCACAGAGUACGGGAUGGGAGUCACGGCGGUGAAAGAUGAGCGCGAGAGUCUGCCCACGACGACCAACGCCGUGACCGCUCUGGACGCUCCCAAAGACCUGACGGUGACCGAAGUGUCAGAAACCACCAUCACGCUGGAGUGGAAGCGUCCUCUGGCCAAAAUGGACGCCUACAGACUGGUGCACGUCUCCGCGGACGGCCACAGGCGCGAGGACACGAUCCCGGUCGGCACGGAGACUCACGUCCUGAAGGGCCUGACGCCCGGCAUGUUGUACACCAUCAGCGUCACGGCGGAGAGAGGACGCAGGACCAGUGUCCCCACGACUGUCUCAGCACCAACAGACGAGGAGAAGCCUGUGGUGAGCGACGUUACGGUGAGCGACGUGUCGUGGGACAGCUUCCUCUUGUCCUGGUCGGCCGAGGACAGGGCGUUUGACGCCUUCCUCGUCGAGGUGACCGACGCGGAGACGGGCGCCGAGUGGCAGAACCACACGGCGCCCGGCGACGCUCGCAGCUUCGCCGUCACCGGCCUCUCGCCCUCCACCUGGUACAGGGCCAACCUGUACGGGGUUUACAGGGGCGUCCUGUUAGACCCGGUCUUUGCAGACACCAUCACAGAUCUGGGAGCUCCCAAAGGAAUCCGCUUCUCUGAAGUCACCGACACGUCCGCCACCGUUCACUGGGCGCUACCGAGAGCUCGCGUGGACAACUACAGGGUCACGUAUGUCCCUGCACACGGAGGUUACGCUAAGACUGUGACUGUGGACAGUUCAGAGUCUCACACUGUGCUGCCCAACCUGACCCCCGGGGUCACCUAUCAGGUCACCGUCAUCGCGGUCAAAGGUCAACGGGAGAGUGAGCCGGGGUCAGACAGUGUCACCACAGCCCUGGACAAGCCUCGCGGUCUGACCGCGGUCAACAUCACAGACACCGUGGCGCUGCUGCUGUGGCAGCCCGCCUUCGCCACCGUGGACGGUUACGUCCUCACGUACAGCGCAGACUCAGUGGCUCCGGUGAUGGAGCGCGUGUCAGGGAACGUGGUGGAGUUUGAGAUGAGCUCUCUGACGCCGGCGACGCACUACACUGUGAAGAUUUACGCGGUGAGAGACUUGGCCAAGAGCGCAGCCACGACGACCGAGUUCACCACCGACGUGGACGCCCCUCAGGAUCUGACUGCCACUAACAUCCAGACAGAAAGCUGCUUGUUGACAUGGAAACCUCCUCGUGCCGACAUCACCGGCUACAUCCUGAGCUUUGAGUCAGCUGACGGCUCCUUCAGGGAGGUUGUUCUCAGUCCCACUGCUGUGUCGUACAACAUGGCUCAGCUCAGCGCCUCCACUGAGUAUUCAGUCAGACUGCAGGCCAUCGCUGGACCUAAGAGGAGCAGAAUCAUCACCACUGUCCUCACCACCACUGGUGUGUUGUACAGACAUCCCAGAGACUGCUCUCAGGCUCUGCUGAACGGCGACACAUCAUCAGGUCUGUACACCAUCUACGUGGGAGGAGACGAAAACCAGCCCGUCCAGGUUUACUGUGACAUGGGCACUGAUGGGGGCGGAUGGAUCGUUUUCCUCAGACGCCAGAGCGGGAAGCUGGAGUUUUUCCGCAACUGGAAGAAUUACACGGGCGGCUUUGGCGACAUGAAUGAUGAAUUCUGGCUCGGUUUGUCCAACCUUCAUAAGAUCACAGCAGGAGGUCAGUACGAGCUGCGGGUCGACCUGAGAGACAAAGGUGAAGCCGCCUACGCUCAGUACGACAAGUUCUCCGUCUCUGAACCUCGAACCCGCUACAAAGUGCACGUGGGUGGAUACAGUGGAACAGCAGGCGACUCCAUGACGUAUCACCACGGUCGUCCGUUCUCCACCUAUGACCACGACAACGACAUCGCCGUCACCAACUGCGCUCUGUCCUACAAAGGAGCGUUCUGGUAUAAAAACUGUCACCGGGUCAACCUCAUGGGACGAUACGGAGACAACAGUCACAGCAAGGGCGUGAACUGGUUCCACUGGAAAGGCCACGAGCACUCGAUCGAGUUCGCCGAGAUGAAGAUCAGACCCUCCAACUUCAGAAACCUGGAGGGACGGAGGAAACGAUCAUAAACAAACCACCACGACCCCCUCCACUAACAAACAACACCGCUACUACAACUCCGCCCCCUUCUCCAAACAACCACCAUGAGCACCCGCCCACCCAGCAGCAACCAAAGCCACUGCCGAGAGCCUCACUGCCUCCACACGUCUCCAGCCGCGAUCUUCCUUCCCUCCUUCGUCACACGGCCGUGGAAAACGACGCAGUGCUGAAAUCAGUUUGCAUGUUUUAAAAAACACAAAAUAAACUGGAAUUCAAAUCAAACCCAUGCAGAUUCUUCUUCACGCACCAAAGAGAGCAGGAACAUCUCGAUGUCACCUCCUUCUGCUCGCGUCAGUCAUGGAGAGGAAGGACAGGAGUGUUUAUGGUUCAGUGUUUGGGUUCAGGGUUUGUUUUUUUAUCGUGAACUGUUUCCACGUACGGUUCUGAUUUAAACAUUCAUCAUCUCAGAUGUGUUCAUGUCUUCACUCGUGUCAGUGUCACUUCUGUCCUCCACAGGUUUCCUUCCCCUCGUCUCCUUCAACACAAGCCAACGUUUGAUGGAAAAAAAUCCUAUAGGAAAGUAUUAAACCGGCCACGUCCCACAUUCUCCCGGAUGUUUCCAUUUAUGCUGCGUUCCAUUUGUAGUCGGAACCCGGGAAUUUCCAAGAUCAUGAUUAGAAACCUAGAAACCCAUUUAUCGUCCACACGAGGUGCGCCAACCCCAGCCACAACAACCAUCACUCUCUCACCUACUUUUUUUAAGGUUAAGGUUAAGGGUUUUUAAGCCCCCCGCCCCCCCGAAUUUCGAUUUCCCUCAGAAACUCAGAGUUAGGAUUCCUUUAGUCUGUAUGGAACAGCUCACUAUUUGGCAGACAGGCUGUUGAUGAAUGUAUGCAAUCACUCAUUAUUUGGCAGCCAGUCUCUUCAAGGAUGAAUUGAGCGGAUCAUUAUUUGGCAGUCAGUCUGUUGGUGGAUAUAGAUGCGAGCUCAUUAUUUUGCAAUCAGUUUCUUGGUGGAUCGAUAGAGCAGCUCACUAAUUGGCUCGCCCGGCGUCCAUAACUUCUCUCUGGGAACGCUGCAAACUCCCGAGCUUCGAUGUAAAAUGGAACGCAGCAUUAUUCCGUAAAUAAGGCAUCACGCUACUUCUACUACCACAGUAUUAUGUUUUUUUUGUUUGUUUUUUUAAAUCUAAAGAGCGUCAGAGGAAAAAAGAGGAAAAGCUUCGAUUGGUCUGCUCGUGUGAACGCGCGCAGGCAGGACCUACAGUUUAUCGCUCGGUUUACGAUAAGACGCGGAGAUUACGCUCGUCUUUUAUCUUGUUUUUUUUCUUUUGUUUCUUUGAGAAAUGUGAAUAUAACAGUACAUACUGUAAAUGUGGAACAAAGGGAAUGUUUCGUCGUUGUUGACACAAAAAGAUGUUGAUGCUGAAAACAUUUAAAAAAAUAAAAUAAUUAAAUUAAAAGAGGAAAAAAAAGGCCAACUCCCAAGUCCAUAAUUAAAGUCUAUUAUGUUGAUGAAAAAAAUAGGCCAAAACUAGAGAACUAGUUACUGUUAAUAACCCCCACCCCCACACACCCUGACCCCGCCCUAUGCCCCGCCCCUGCCCCGCCCCCCUGCGACAGCAGGAUACUAAACCACUGACCUUCUAAAGAAUGCCUGUGUAAAUUAAGUCUGUUUUUAUUGUUUUGUUUGUUUAUAACUGGGUGAACAAGUGUUUCUCUGUAAGCUGUAUUACAAUAAACAGUUUGUUUAAAAGGAAGAA